UAAUUUUACUGUAAAAUGCUCAUACUACUGUUGUCUGUUGCAAUUUUUCAGAAAGUUUUCUCAACUGAAAAAUAUUCAGUUGAAUCAAGACAGGCUAUGACUUCACUUAUUUAGAUUUUUUUAAGUUCUAAAUAAAAAAUACUUAAAAUAUUUCUGUAAGAAAAGUUACCCUUACAAAAGAAUGGUAAUCUUUGAGCUGCCUCAUGUAUAGCUGCUGGAAAAUAUGAUUAAAUGUAAAUGAAGCACAAGUUGUGGAAUAGCAACUCCUGUCAGGUCUUGAGGUAUUUGUGUUGCUUUGAAUUCACUCCCGGUUUGAAUACUGGGAGUGUGUUGGGUUCAAAUGUGUUGAAUUCACAGUGUUUGGCUGAAUCAAGAUGUCACUUUUACCAUGGUGUCACCUAUUUGGGGAUUUUUAAAUUUAACGUUCAAGUGACCAUCUGGUAAUGACAUUUCCAUGAUCUUUAAGAGCACUUAAGCAGGAAGAUAGUUCUUAAAUUAAUUGGAUAAUUGAAAAGUAGCUCAUGCCGUUAGUUUUUUGAUUUCAGUUUCAAGCAUUCGGCGUGCUGAAGUGAGUGAAUCUUUAUUAGUACAGACAGAGCAUUUGCAUAGAUUUUUAUAACAUUAAUCAAUGUUACAUUUGGGUGCCAAUGAGUGAGAUGCCACUCACCCUACAAAACAAGAUGAAGUUCAAAAUAUGUAAAGAAAAAAAAAGCAACAAAAAUAACUAAAGGGCAACUGGCUCCAGCUGGAGCAGCUGGUUUCGGCUUGGUACUGGUGCUUGACAAUGUGAUAAUGUUUUUGGAUGGUAAAAACAGCAGGGAACCUAAACUGCCUUUAAAAAAGAUGUGGGGAUGUCCUCCAAGUCUUCCCCCAAAUUACUUUUGUGAUUGUUUACCAAAAGCAGUGUAUCAUUCCAAACUAUUGAAAGCAAGACGGAUAUGUUCUACUACUCAGAGUACUGCAUUCCUUUCAGAAACUGAUGCUGAUUCUUCAGAUCUGAACUUGAUGAAUCAGCAGUUUCAGAUCGUCAGUCUGCUCUGACUGCUGCUUCUUCAGCAGUUUUCAGCUGACCUGUUGAAGUCCCACCAUUCAUGCAAUACAUGCUAACUUUGCAAAUCCAUAGUUGUACCAAAAAUAUUUGUAUUGAGUGCUGAAAACAUUACACUACAGAAGGCUCCAGUCUAAGAUUUACUGCAUUGUGGUGAAAGGAAAGAUCCACAACUGCACUCUUUUAUGGUUUUUCCUUAUUUUAUCUCAGAAAACUAUGUCCUCAAACUCUUUUUCCUUUAUCAGGGGUUUCAUCCUUUGAGUUUGCAUUUCAAUCUUUGAGGUUUCAUACCUUCUGCAAUAUUUUCCCCUUUCUUCUGUAAAAACAAAGUCAGAAAUUCCACACCCUAUACCUUAUAAUAUCUUGUAUUUAAUCAUUUACCGCAGUUUUCUACAACUCUUAUUCAGAUUUUCUGUUCUGCAGUUCUCAGUUUAGUCCUGUUUGAUCUAGUUUUUUGUGACCCGUUGGAUAAUUGUUUCUGUUUUGCUGUGAACAUCUCAACUCUGCCUGGACUUUAGCUUCUUCCCAGGUUGUUUGUGAUUUGUGACCUUUCAGUUCAGCAGAGGACACAAAUUGAAUCCAAAUAGAAAAAAAAAAUGGAAAUGAGCACUUGGGAUCUCUGCAGGGGCAGUAAGGUUUUAAAAAGAGAAAAAGAUGAAUUAAAAUUAAAACUUGAAGCCUGCAUAAUAACCACUAAGACGUCCAUGACAAUUCUAGAUUGUGAUUUAUUCUCAAAUUGAGAGUGGAAUUUCACUUCUUGGUCUAUUCACAACAACUUUCUUCUGCAGUGUUCAACUCCAUCUUUGUAGAAUAAAGACAUUUUCACCACUGCUUACAGUAGAAUUGGUGUGUGUAUGUCAGUCUGUGUAGAAAUGGUACAGCAGUCAUGUGACAUCUUUUCAGGCAGUGAGAUGUUUAAACUGGUGAACUGUCACAAGAACAGAAAUAUUUUUUUCUAUCAGCAGAAAGUGACAGGCAAAUGGAAGCAUGUAGACUCACACACAGGUGAAAAUGCAUAACAAAAAGAAAUAAGACUGUACAGUAAAGGCAAAUUUACAACUUUUAAAAUUGAAGAAAUAGCAUCCUUCAGAUCGUCCUGCAGAGUUCACCUGAGGUAAGUUGAGGUGAUUGAGCGUGAGUUAGAAAUAAAUCCACUUGCUUUAAUUUUGCAGAAACAUCCAUAAUAGAUUGUUAGAAGAGAUAUACAAAAGUCUCUUGUCUGAUAAAGGCGAAGUAGGUCUUUUUUGGCCUAUAUUCCAAGCUUUAUGGUUUGAGAAAAAACAGCCACUGCUCAGGACCUGACUAACACCAUCACUGUAAAGUAUGGUGGUGGCAGCAUGAUGCUGUGGGUAUGGACCUCUACCCCUUGCUACUUGUCAUUAAAGUGACAGAGGACAAAUAUAGAGACAUUUCUCAAGAAAAACUAUGAUAGCUUGUAUCUUCAUCUGCAGAGAAAAUGGUAGAAAAUUUCCCAAAACCGUGUAAGGCUUGUAGAGACAUACGAAGGCCUUAGGUUGCUACUGCUGCCAAUGCUUUAGUCCCUGUCCACAUGGAAACAUUUUAAGAAAUGAAAAUGUUUUCUGCCAUAUCUCCAUAUUGAAACGGUGAUUUAGAAGACCCUAUUUUUUUAAAAUCAUGUUCCAGGUGAAUCAUGUUCACCUUUGCAUAUUCGUGUGAACAACAAAAACGUUUAUUUUGUUAAAACCUCACCAAAAGCUUAACUUGCCUUGGAUUAAAGUCCUUUUGUGUGCUUCCUGGUCCAUGUUAUUCAAAACAUAUCUCAUAAAAACGAUUUACAGAACAGCUAAAGUGCUAAGAUGUGCCAAGAAAGUACUCUCUCUUUAAACAAUGUUCACACUACAGUGAGCAAAUCAUCAGAAGUAAGCUUGUUAAAUAGUGUGCAACCAUUUCCCACAGGAGACAUUAGAAAACCAUCUAGAAUCUUUGAAGAAGCAAAGGGAUGCUGUGAAACACAGACUGAAGAAACUGGCAGCCCGUCAAUCAGAAAUCACUAAAAAGUCUGCAGCGGUAAGAGAGAAUGUAGCGAUGAAGUAUCAGGAGAUCCACAUGGUUCUGGAGGAAGACCUGCGGCUCACCUUGUCCCACCUGGAGAUGGAGGAGAGGGCUGCCAUCUCUGCCUUGGAUGGACUAAUGGAGAGAAACUGUGCUCUGAUCCAGGAAAUAGAGCAGGACUUGGCCAGACUUUCUUUAGUUUUGGAGCACUAUGACACAGAACCUGAUUCUAUGUCGUUUGUUUUACAUGCUGAACUGGACGACACAGAGACAGCAGAUAGAGUGUUGGAUGUCCUCAACCAAUCAGAUCCCAGCUGUGUGAGCCUUGAUGAAGCUAAAGCUAGCCAGAUCCUCAGCCUCACCAACAGCAUGCUGCUCCUUGUCUGCUCGCAGACUCCAUUAAUGAAGAAGCUCCUGAAAAGCUAUUCCAGUGAGGUGCACCUGGACCCAGAAACGGCCCACCCAAAGUUGGUCAUCUCCCCUAAAUGUGACAGCGUCUCCUACACAGACGCCUGGCAGAAACUCCCUGACCAACCAGGACGGUUCGACACCACCCUCAACGUCAUCAGUCUGCAGGGCUUCAGCUUUGGCCGCCAUUACUGGGAAAUUGAUGUGACUGGGAAGACAUACUGGGAGCUUGGUGUUACUUAUCCCACCAUUCCUCGCAAAGGUGUAUCUGAGGAGUGCUGGCUGGGUCGAGGCGCCGUGUCCUGGUGUGUGGAGUUCUUUGAUGGGGAAUACACGGCAUGGCAUGGAGGGGUCCCUCACCAGCUGCCUUUUACGAAACGUUUCUGUCGAAUUGGUGUUAUGUGCAGCUUUCCUGGCGGGCUGGUGACGUUUUUAGAGGCAGACAAAAUGACGCCACUGUUCUCAUUCUGUGCUGGAACCUUCUCUGAGUGCCUCCACCUGGCCCUGUGUCCUGGUCACAACCACAGCGGCACCAAUUCAAGUCCUAUUGUAAUCUGUAAUGCAUCGUCUCCUACAAGUGACCUGUAGCUGCAUAAGAACAUAUAGGCCUAAUAAGAACAUGACUUACAAAUAUGACCCUGAGCAGCAUAGGAUUUGGGGUCCCAUUUACAUUGUAGUCCACCAAUCACAACAGCACCAAUCAUGUGUCUUUUAAGCUGUUCAAACUUAAGACAAAAAUUAAAUAGAUAAUAAAUUUUUGUUUUUGAUUUGA
This is a messenger RNA of Gambusia affinis (western mosquitofish), 4241 nucleotides long. Its product is annotated as probable E3 ubiquitin-protein ligase TRIML1. Bases 3095 to 4057 code for a protein of 320 amino acids. Gene Ontology annotation, molecular function: protein binding. NCBI's taxonomy places the organism in Eukaryota, Metazoa, Chordata, Actinopteri, Cyprinodontiformes, Poeciliidae. The transcript has 5 exons. The record is from RefSeq and is a predicted model, not a curated record.